CUGCCUUCGGUAUUGUAUUGGCUUUUUCCUUUUCCUUUUACUUCCUUGGGACUUUAGCCGGCACUUGUAAAUGAGCGACCUGCUGAACUUGGGGUGAAGUUUACCUUUUGCUACAUAUAUAUGACACGGUUGGUAGGUUUAGUUGAAGACUUUUAACAAGUCUUCCGCUUGAAAUGUUCAUUCCAGUGCCUGGCUGUAAUUCAGUCCCAGCGCUUCCCACGUAAAGCUUCUCUAUGGAGGAUGGAGGACUCGCCAGUGAUUCCUCGGAAGUGCGAGUUGAAUAUGAUUCCCCACAGAGGAGCCCAGCGCCGCACUUCAGAGUGUACAAGAGAAGAUGGUUCAUGUUACUGGUCCUUUGCUUGCUUAACUGCUCUAAUUCAGUGCAAUGGCUGACUUUUGCCCCAAUAGCAGAUCAGACAGCGGAGAAUCUGCAUGUUACACUGGAACUGGUCAACUGGCUCUCUCUGGUCUACAUGGUGGUGGCUAUUCCUCUGAGCUUCAUCACCAUAUGGAUGCUGGAUAAACUGGGACUACAGCCAUCCAUGAUCCUGGGCUCAUGGCUGAACAUGGCUGGCAGUGUAAUGAAGGUAGUAGGUGUGCUAAGCUAUCUGCCGGAUUAUACCAUGUUCCCUGUGGUGAUGACGGGACAGACCCUGUGCUCUCUGGCCCAGCCACUGGUAGUCUUCACCCCUACCAAACUGGCAGCUCUGUGGUUCCCUGAGCACCAACGUGCUACGGCUAAUAUGAUUGCAUCCAUGUCAAAUCCCCUUGGGCUGCUUUUUGUUAAUAUCCUCUCUCCAAUGAUCCUCAGUAGAACCAAUAGUCUUUUCAUCCUGCUCCUUAUAUAUGCUAUACCUGCCGUCAUCGUCUGUUUCCUAGCAACAGUGGGCAUCCAGAAGAGCAUUCCCCCAACACCACCUUCUGCCAGUGCAGACACGUCCAGCUCUGAACCUUUCCUACAAGGCAUUAAACUGCUUGUGACAAAUAAAGCCUACCUGAUCCUGCUGGUGUGUUUCGGCUCAGGCAUCGGCAUCUUCACUUGUUUCUCCACACUGCUCGAGCAGAUUCUCUGUGUCAAAGGUUACUCAAAUGACUUUGCAGGGUUGUGUGGUGCUCUCUUCAUCGUAUCCGGGGUGUUUGGAGCUGCUUCCAUCGGUUUUUUUGUGGACAAAACAAAGAUGUUUACAGAAUCCAUCAAAAUCAGCAUGUGCCUAACGUCUUUGGCCUGCACCGCAUUUGCAGUGGUUUCCCAAUUGGCAGAGCAGAAAGUUGUGAUUGGUGUAGUUUGUGCUCUUUUUGGCUUGUUCGGAUUUGCCACCUAUCCAGUUGCCAUGGAGCUGUCAGUCGAGUGCUCUUACCCAGUUGGAGAGGCGACAUCAGCGGGUCUCGUGUUUAUUUCAGGGCAGAUCCAGUCCAUUGUCUACACUGCGCUCUUACCAGCUCUUACAGAGAAACUGACAGACUCAACACUGUCUGUUUGUGCUGCUGGUGAGGAUGCCAAUCUGAACUGGAUGGUGUCCGUGCUGGUGAUGGCUGGAUUGUGUUGCUUAGCUUCCUGCUCCUUCGUCAUCUUCUUCCAUACCCAGUACCGGCGACUCGAUAAAGAAGCUGACGCAGCCGAAAACCACUCCACAGACACCGAGGAAUAACAGCACAGAUGUAUGACUGGACAUAAACUCUCACCAAAGCAUCUAGCAGAAUAUAUGAAAAGCCAGCAACAGAAACCACUGAUGAGUUCCUGUGCACUGUUACUAAAACUUUUACCCCAGUCAACUCAGGCAAUUUUUACAGUCAGAUAUUUGUAAUUUCUAUAUGGUUUUUAACAGGAUGUAUGAUUUAAUUCACCGUCGUUCAGUUACAGUUCGCUAUCCUGGUACUAAAUAAGGCAUUUGCAAGUUUGCACUCUAACAUUAUACUGUUUUUUGUUACAUUUUAAAAAUCAGGUUACAACAUUUUUAUAUAUAUAUAUAUAUAUAAAAAUUUGGGACUGCACAUGUAUGUAAAAGUUCAUGGGACAAGAAUGAAUGUAAAAUAACCACUAUGUCGUCUAUUGAGUAGUUUGGGGGGUGUUUUUGUGUUUUUUGGCAUUUGGUAGUUUAAACUUUAACUGCAGACAGAUUAAUAAAGCCUGGUGAUUAGACCUCUCAAAGAACACUGAUGAACAAAUGACCCCUGUUAAAGAGCACUGCUAUAGACAGUUUGAUACACAUUGUGAAGAACUGGUUAAAAAAAUCUAUAAUGUCAGGAAUUCUGAUGCAUUUGAUCACACAAAUGCUGAUGAAUGCUGUGGACCUUAAAAUAUGCAGUGUUCUAACUGCAGGAUGGUGGGAUAUAAUCACUCUAAACCUCUAAGAAUGAACCUUUUAGUGUAUAGAUUUUUACAUGUACAUUUCGCUUUAGAUUUAAACACGUUCCAUGGAUUCCCUCAGUACACAUUUAUUUCAUGAACACUUUAAAUGUGCAAAGUAUUGUUGCAGUGAUAAUUCUAUAUUUAACAAUAUUUAAUGCAGCUAUCUAUUCUGCCUUCUUAACAAUUUUAAAAUGUCCAACAAAAGAACACUAUGCUUUAAUACUGGCGAGAUGUGACUAAUAUUAAACAUUUGUCCGUGUCA
This is a messenger RNA of Silurus meridionalis, 2612 nucleotides long. It is a transcript of the gene slc49a3, whose product is annotated as solute carrier family 49 member 3. The record is from RefSeq and is a predicted model, not a curated record. Gene Ontology annotation, biological process: transmembrane transport. Gene Ontology annotation, molecular function: transmembrane transporter activity. The coding region runs from base 234 to 1649 and encodes 471 amino acids. Gene Ontology annotation, cellular component: membrane. Lineage: Eukaryota; Metazoa; Chordata; Actinopteri; Siluriformes; Siluridae. The transcript has 10 exons.